Molecule: messenger RNA, 796 nt
Organism: Ectocarpus siliculosus
Lineage: Eukaryota; Phaeophyceae; Ectocarpales; Ectocarpaceae
Source: the annotation of a GenBank genome assembly
CUGCCCACCACAUCCUACACCUUUCUCUUCCCACCACCUCCUCACAUCAAGAUGAAGUCCUGCGUUGUAGCCGCUGCCUGCGUGGCCGGAGCCCAAGCCUUCGUGGCACCCAGCGCGUUCAACGGCGCCGCCGUCGCCACCCCGGCCAAGUCGUCCUCGGCCAUGAAGAUGUCGUUCGAGUCGGAGAUCGGCGCGCAGCCCCCCCUCGGAUUCUGGGACCCGCUCGGCCUCCUCGAGGACGCGGACCAGGAGCGGUUCGAGCGCCUCCGGUACGUGGAGGUGAAGCACGGGCGCAUUGCUAUGCUCGCCAUCGCCGGUCACCUGACCCAGCAGAACACCCGGCUCCCCGGCAUGCUCUCGAACUCGGCGAACCUGUCGUUCGCGGACAUGCCGAACGGCGUGGCCGCUCUGUCGAAGAUCCCCCCGGCGGGCCUCGCCCAGAUCUUCGCGUUCAUCGGCUUCCUUGAGCUGGCUGUGAUGAAGAACGUGGAGGGCUCGUUCCCCGGAGACUUCACCCUGGGCGGCAACCCGUUCGGGUCCUCGUGGGACGCGAUGUCGGAGGAGACCCAGGCGUCGAAGCGCGCGAUCGAGCUGAACAACGGGCGCGCGGCACAGAUGGGCAUCCUGGCCCUGAUGGUGCACGAGGAGCUGAACAACAAGCCGUACGUGAUCAACGACCUCCUCGGCGCGGGAUACACCUUCAACUAGAUUUCUAAACAGAUUGUCUUGGAUGCUUGGUCCAUGGGCUGUGCCCUGCCAUUCACGAAUCGACCGUUAAUCGACUGUUUGUGAAACA